Molecule: messenger RNA, 627 nt
Organism: Lachancea lanzarotensis
Lineage: Eukaryota; Fungi; Ascomycota; Saccharomycetes; Saccharomycetales; Saccharomycetaceae
Gene: YPT7
Product: LALA0S08e01244g1_1
Exons: 1
Coding region: 1-627 (208 amino acids)
Biological process (GO): regulation of vacuole fusion, non-autophagic
Cellular component (GO): vacuole; late endosome; fungal-type vacuole membrane
Molecular function (GO): GTP binding; GTPase activity
Source: RefSeq, a predicted model, not a curated record
AUGUCAAGCAGAAAGAAGAAUAUCCUAAAAGUUAUCAUAUUGGGAGACUCUGGAGUCGGAAAAACGUCAUUGAUGCACCGAUAUGUUAGCGAUAAGUUUUCCCAGCAAUACAAGGCUACCAUUGGGGCCGAUUUUCUGACAAAAGAGGUGACCACAGAUGGUGACAAAGUGGCUACCAUGCAGGUGUGGGACACGGCAGGCCAAGAACGGUUCCAGUCGCUUGGCGUGGCUUUCUACAGAGGUGCAGACUGCUGUGUGCUGGUGUACGACGUGACAAACGCCAAGUCGUUUGAGAACCUCAAGUCGUGGCGCGACGAGUUUCUGGUACAUGCUAACGUAUCGUCGCCGGAAACGUUCCCGUUCGUGAUUUUGGGCAACAAAUUGGAUGUGGAGGAAUCGAAAAAAGUCGUGAGCAACCGGGCUGCUCAGGAUAUGGCCAAGUCUCUGGGAAAUAUCCCUCUUUUCCUGACCAGUGCCAAGGGCUCCAUCAAUGUCGACACAGCGUUCGAGGAAAUCGCCCGUAACGCACUGCAGCAGAGCCAGGCUGACGCUGACGCUUUCGAAGACGAUUUCAAUGACGCCGUCAACAUCCAGCUCGAUGGCGAGCCAAGCUCGUGUAGUUGCUGA